Molecule: messenger RNA, 357 nt
Organism: Chenopodium quinoa (quinoa)
Lineage: Eukaryota; Viridiplantae; Streptophyta; Magnoliopsida; Caryophyllales; Amaranthaceae
Product: ADP-ribosylation factor GTPase-activating protein AGD7-like
Exons: 1
Coding region: 1-357 (118 amino acids)
Biological process (GO): vesicle-mediated transport
Molecular function (GO): GTPase activator activity
Source: RefSeq, a predicted model, not a curated record
AUGGCGGCGGCUUCUAGAAGGUUAAGAGACCUUCAAUCACAAACAGGGAACGAAACUUGUGUUGAUUGUUCCCAUAAAGACCCAAUAUGGGCAUUUGUUUCUUACAGGAUUUUCAUGUGUUUGGAGUGCUCUGGGAAGCGUCGAGGUCUCGGUGUUCAUAUUAGUUUUGUCAUAUUUGUUACCAUGGAUUCAUGGUUUGAGAUCCAGCUUAAGAAGGUGGAGGCUUGUGGUAAUGAUAAGCUUAAUAUGUUCUUACAACACCACCAACCCAAACAACUCGCACCAACACCACCACCCGUAACCACCGAUGGUCAGAGAAGAGAGAAGAAAGAGAAGCAAUGUUUGGGUUCGGGAUAG